Messenger RNA from Ostertagia ostertagi, 609 nucleotides. The record is from the annotation of a GenBank genome assembly. NCBI's taxonomy places the organism in Eukaryota, Metazoa, Nematoda, Chromadorea, Rhabditida, Trichostrongylidae.
AUGUUCCUCACAACCGCCAUUGCCGGCUUCAUUCCACUGAAGGUGAACACCAACAUUGUCUUCAGCUUCUGCGAUUUCUCGACAAACGGCAUGGCGAUAACAAGAAGCACGGCAGAUGGCUCUCACUGCUCUCGUGCUUCUCCGGCGGUGUCUUUCAUGGGAACAUGCUUCCUCGAUAUUAUACCACAUAUCAACGAGAACUACGAGGACUUCAAAGUUUUAUCGGGCACCGAUUUCGAGUUUCCGCUACCGCAAUUCUUCACUUGCAUUGGCUUCUUCAUUGUUUACCUAAUCGAGGAAGUGUGCAUCAAGGGUGUUCGCGGAAAAUCGAAGCACGACCACGGUAGUACGGUGGAGGUGGAGAAACCCGCUCAGAAGGACAAUCUCAACCUGAGAAAUACUCAAGCACUUCUUGGUCUGAUGAGCGACGAGGAGCUAAAAGCCGCCGGUUUGCCAACGCACAGCCUUGUUAUGGAAGAAACAGCGAACUAUGCCGUUGCCGAAUCGUCCGAAGCAUCCCUGCUGAAAUCGCUGACGUUCGCCGUCGCCAUGUCGUUCCACUCGAUCCUCGAGGGUUUCGCUCUCGGAGUUCAGAACACAACUGCGUGA